Molecule: messenger RNA, 3544 nt
Organism: Coturnix japonica (Japanese quail)
Lineage: Eukaryota; Metazoa; Chordata; Aves; Galliformes; Phasianidae
Gene: RRN3
Product: RNA polymerase I transcription factor RRN3
Biological process (GO): transcription initiation at RNA polymerase I promoter
Cellular component (GO): nucleus
Molecular function (GO): RNA polymerase I core binding; RNA polymerase I general transcription initiation factor activity
Source: RefSeq, a predicted model, not a curated record
GCGGUCCCCGCUUCCGGUGGGGCCUGGCGCUCUUUUCUGCCGGGUGUGGCGCGUGGUGAUGGCUGUGCCGCUGCCUGACUGUGCUGCCGCCCGCGGGACGAGGUGUAGCGCAGUGCGGGGGGGUGCAGGGACUGAGGUGGCUCCGCUUUUCUUCAUGCGCGGGGCCGUGACCAUGCUCGCGGGGGACGAGUUCAUCAGCUCCCCGCCCAAGAAGACCGUGCGGUUCGGCGGCACACUGACAGACAUUCUGCUCAAGUACGAACGGGGUGAAACCACUGACUUUGAGCUGCUAAAGCAUCAGCUGUCAGAUCCUGACAUAAAGGAUGCCCAGAUCAUUAACUGGCUGCAUGAAUUUCGAACUUCUGUCACAUAUCUGACCAAGGACUUCGAGCAACUGGUCAGCGUUUUGCUGAAGCUGCCAUGGUUGAGAAGAAGCCGAGAGGUAGUGGAAGAAUAUCUGGGUUUUCUUGGCAAUCUGGUGUCAGCACAAACUGUCCAUCUUAGGCCAUGCUUGAGCAUGAUUGUAUCCCAGUUUGUUCCUUCUCGAAUAACCAUCAGAGAGGAUGAUGUGGACAUUUCAGAUUCUGAUGAUGAUGAAGAAAGCCUUUCUGAAAAUUUUGAUACAUGCCACAGAGCAUUGCAGACUGUCGCAAGAUAUGUUCCUUCAACACUGCAGUUUCUUAUGCCAAUACUUGUGGAAAAAUUUCCUUUCAUUAAUAAAUCAGAAAGAACUCUGGAAUGUUAUGUUCAUAACCUACUACGAGUUACAGUGUACCUUCCAACACUGAGGCUUCAGAUUCUGGAACUUAUUGUUGAAAAGCUGCUAAAGUUGGAUGUUAGUACUCCCCAGCAAGAUAUUGAAGAUGCUGAAGAAGCUGCCAAUAACAGUGAGGAAAAGUCUACAGAGGAGGGACUUUUUGACAUGGAGGAAGAUGAUGAAAGAAAAAAAAACGAAGUUGUCUCUCCCAGUAAUGAGAGAAUGGCCCAUCCACUUGCAGAGCGACUGGAUAUUUUGAUGACCAUCCUGUUUGCCUAUAUUAAAGAUGUUUGCCACGUGGAUGGCAAGCUUGAUAUCAACAAGACAAAAGAUUUGUAUCGGGAUCUUGUUUCUGUUUUUGACAAGCUCAUUUUACCAACCCAUGCUUCUUGUCAUGUACAAUAUUUCAUAUUUUACAUCUGUAGCUUAAAAUUGGGAUUGGCUGAGGCAUUUUUAGACCAUCUCUGGAAAAAACUGCAGGAUCCAAAUAAUCCUUCGGUGAUAAGGCAAACUGCUGGGAGUUACAUUGGCAGCUUCUUAGCAAGAGCUAAAUUUAUUCCAGUUGUCACAGUAAAAGCAUGCCUGGAUCUCCUAGUUAAUUGGAUGCAUAAAUACAUUGAUAAUCAGGAUACAGGGGCUAAUGCUUAUUGUGAUGUAGCUCUCCAUGGGCCAUUUUAUUCUGUGUGUCAAGCAGCAUUCUAUACACUUAUUUUCCGUCAUAAGCAACUUUUGGAUGGAAAUUUAAGGAAAGGUCUGUCAUAUCUGCAGAGUUUAAAUUUUGAGCGGAUUGUCAUGUGUCAGCUAAACCCUCUGAAGAUAUGUAUACCUUCUGUUGUAAACUUGUUUGCUGCCAUUACAAGGAAAUAUCAGUUGGUGUUCUGCUAUACAAUUAUUGAGAGAAAUAAUCGGCAGUUUAUACCAGUUGUUCGGAGUGGCACUGGGGGUGACCUCGUGCAGAUGUGUACUAACCCGCUUGAUAGUUUCUUCCCCUUUGAUCCCUACAUGCUCAAAAGAUCAAAGAAGUCCAUUGAACCAUUUUACCAGUUUUGGGAAGAACUGAGUGCUGAAGAUCUAGAGAAUCUGAAGAAGCCAAUUAAAAGGGGUACUUCUGAAGAUGAAGACGAUGACUUUUUGAAAGGAGAAACCCCUCAAAAUGAGGGCGUGGUUGAAAUUACUCCAAAUUCUUAUGAGUCAAAUACCCGGAGCCCAUUGAGCAGUGCUGGCUCUCCUUUGGACUGUCAUGUGCAAUAUCCACACUGACCUGGAGAACUAGAAGUGGAAGGUUGAAAAUUGCGUGCCAUUUUUUGCUCACAACGAGACCUUAGCUCACUCUCUGAAGUGGCAAAUGCUUCAUGAUCAGAUUUCUAUGGAUAGUUUAUGAUAAAUUCAUGUGCUGCUAGAAAAGUCUAGAGAAUAAAUAGCGUGAUAUUUUACAAAUUUCACAUUGAAAUGAUUUUUAUGACUUACGAGGGUUUUUUUAAUAGUUUUUCUUGACCUUUUAAAAACUUUUGUUUUUUGUUUUGUUUCUGUAUGAAGUUUUAUAUAUUGGGUGAAUUUCUGGUCUUUCUUCUUAUUGAUUUUCGUGUGACCAGAAAUCCAUUGUCAGUAUUUAAACUGUUCUCUGCUGACCUUUUUUCAGUUGGUUUCAAAUCAUGCUGUGAUUUAUACGCGAAGUGGUGAUUGUUGGAAGUGUUGAAAAUGAGUAGCUGAAAGUAUGAUUUGUAGAUAGUUUUAUUUUAGGUGCUUGAGAAGCACUCUGAAAAGGUAUUUAUUUUCAGGAUUUGUAGUUUAUAUCUGAAUGUUGAAAAUAUAAACAAACAAACUCUACAUCCCUUGUAGAAAGGAAUCUGCUAUUAUUGUGUUGUUUCAUAGUUUCAUAGUUUUGUGUGGGUUGGAAGGGACCUUAGAGAUCAUCGAGUCCAACCCCCGGGAUUCGAGCCUCUGUGUAGCAGAGCGGCACUUCUACCAGUUGCACCACAGGGGAUUCGAACCCAGGGCCUCUGUUGUUGCAAAGUGGCGUCUUUAACCACUGCGCCACCAGAGGCACACCAUUCUUCACUGACAUACGAGUUUCUCUGUCAAUAUUUGUUUUUCUCAUGAUGGUAUUCUCUUUUUGAUUCUAAGCAGUGGAAAAAAAGAUUUUGUUUGUAACAUAUAUUUGAAAAUUUAAUGUGUGUGUUCAUCUGCCCUUUUUAGUCUUAGCUUGUGGGUUUUCAAGAUAAAUGUAUUUAUUCAGAGCCAAUAAAGGCUGAUGCAAAGAGUGCCAGUUCUACACUUUGUACUUAACUGAAGAUCUCUCUGUAAUCUAACUACUCCAAAGCUGGGAUGAUUGUUCUGACAGACUAAAAAGUAGUUUCAGGAUGAUGCUGCAAAAUCUGUUAGUAUAAAUUGGAACUUAGCAUUUGUUUAUAAUUUUAAUUGUCUUUACUGUUGUUCCUGUACACGGUAAUUUCCAUAUGAAAUAGUUGUCUCUUUCUCUCGGCACAUAAAUACUCUUCUCACAACCAUGGCAAGGAAAACGCUGUCUGGAUGCUGUCUUUUUCUGCUCUUUCACUUUUAUGUCUUCAGCAACAGUCAGUCACUUAAAGUGAGGCUCUGUAAAACCUGGCAAGGUUAGCUUAGCAAGCUUCCAUGUCUUGUUAAAACUGGGAGGGGGAAGAGGGGAAGGCAAAGUGACACAGUGUAACAUGAAAAAUGUGCGGGCAUUGAACUCUGCCCCUCAGUACUGACAGUUCAACUUCAAUUUGCUAAAGGGACUUGUUUAAAAAAAUAAAGAGGCAGGAGCUC